AUGAGUACAGCAUCGACCCCGAAGAUGGAACGUGAUCGAGAGACAGGCAUUUCCAUACUGGUAAUUGGCGCAGGUAUCGCAGGCCUGAGUUUUGCCAUUGAGUCCUACCGCAAGGGCCAUAAUGUCCGCAUUGUCGAGCGUCGUUUGUCCCAAGAGAGCGCAGGAGAGAUGAUCAUUAUCACAACUUCUGCCCUGCACACGCCAAAGAAGUGGCCAGGAUUCAUGGAGCGCGCCAGAAAGAGAGCGAUUCCUCCAACACUCACGAUGAAAAGAUUCAACGGCGAUGUCGUAGGAAGCUUCAACCUCGGUGACGAAAAGAACCCAUCCAUGGCCAUCUACCGAUCAGAGCUACACAAAGUGCUCCAUGAAUAUGCUUCACUGCUCGGAAUCCCGAUCGAAUUUUCGACAAGCGUUGUGGAUUAUUUCGAGACUGAAGACCAUGGCGGAGUAGAACUAGCGGACGGCCGCAAGCUAACCGCAGAUAUCGUGGUGGCUGCGGAUGGAGUUGGCUCGAAAUCAUGGCACCUUGUCGGCGAGAAAACUGCCCCAACAAGCUCGGGAUUCGUCUUGUACAGGGUCACUUUUCCUGCGGCACCUGCACUUGAAAAUCCAAUCAUUAGAACGGAGUUCGAGGGUGUUGGAGACCGUGGAAUCCUUCAUGCUGGUCCGGGAGCACACAUGGUUACCUGCCUGUCAGGCGAUAAGAUGUGUUGGAUGCUGACUUGCAAGGAUGAUGGCGACAAAGGCGGAGAAAGCUGGUCUCAGUCGACUUCGAUCGACAAAGCCCUCGAAGCGACCCGUGGCUGGGAGCCAUUUAUUACCGAAGUCAUCAAAGCUACGCCUGGUCAUACUGUUCUCGACUGGAAAUUGAUGUGGCGUGACCCUCAGCCGCGGUGGGUAUCGCCUAUCGGCCGGGUGGUUCAGAUAGGGGACUCCGCACACCCAUUCCUUCCGACCUCAGCUAGCGGUGGGACUAUGGCAAUGGAGGAUGCGUUCUCUCUAGCUGCAUGCCUACAGCUUGCGGGAAAGAACGAUGCAUGUCUCGCAACCAAGUUGCACAACCAUUUAAGAUUCGAGCGGGUUUCAUCGGCCCAGAAGAUGGGUUUCAAGAACCGCGAGGUGUUCCACAACACGAACUGGGAUGUCGUCGCAAAGAACCCAGAGGCCAUGGGCAAGAUGGUUGGGGACUGGGUCAUAUACCACGACCCAGAGCAGUAUGCCUAUGACUCAUACAAGAGCUGCGCAGACCAUAUAAUACAGGGCACACCUUUCGAGCACAGGAAUACUGUACCGGGAUAUACAUACAAGCCCUGGACUGUCAAACAGCUUCUUGAGGCCUCUAGUGCAGGUCAGCCUAUCGUCGAUGAAGGGGUUUGGGAGUAA
This is a messenger RNA of Alternaria postmessia, 1383 nucleotides long. RefSeq lists its product as uncharacterized. Bases 1 to 1383 code for a protein of 460 amino acids. Gene Ontology annotation, biological process: secondary metabolite biosynthetic process. The transcript has 4 exons. NCBI's taxonomy places the organism in Eukaryota, Fungi, Ascomycota, Dothideomycetes, Pleosporales, Pleosporaceae. Gene Ontology annotation, molecular function: monooxygenase activity; FAD binding. The record is from RefSeq and is a predicted model, not a curated record.